CCAACAUGAAGUUUAUUAUUCUCGCCUGUGUUGCCGCUGUGGCCUUCGCCGUCCCUCAGUACAGCUCAAGCGAAGAGGUGGAGUUUAUCCCAAUCCUUAAGGACGACCGCGUCCAAGAGGACGACGGAACAUACAGCUUCGACUUCGAAACUGGCAACGGCAUCAGCUUCUCCCAGGCAGGAUCCCCCGACGGUGAGGAGGACGCUGUGAUCAAGGCCGGAGAAUACUCCUACACCGCUCCUGAUGGCACUGAAAUCCAUCUCCGCUUCGUUGCCGACGACAACGGCUUCCAGCCCGAGGGCGACCACCUGCCAGUGGCCCCCGAGUUCCCCCACCCGAUCCCUCAAUUCGUCCUCGACCAGAUCGCUAAGGCCGCCGAAGAGGACGCAGCUCGCGCCGAUUCCGACGAAAAAUAAAUAUGGACUUUUCUGAGGAAGUCUGUAGAUAAAGAAGCAAUUCAAAGAAAUGUAUUUAUGUAUUUAAUUACUGUGUUUUAUCAAAAUAUAUCGUAUAAAUAUGA
Molecule: messenger RNA, 520 nt
Organism: Penaeus chinensis
Lineage: Eukaryota; Metazoa; Arthropoda; Malacostraca; Decapoda; Penaeidae
Product: cuticle protein CP14.6-like
Exons: 3
Coding region: 6-416 (136 amino acids)
Cellular component (GO): chitin-based extracellular matrix
Molecular function (GO): structural constituent of chitin-based larval cuticle
Source: RefSeq, a predicted model, not a curated record